UGGCCACAGCAACGAAGUAUAACUCCGGUGUGCGUCGGUUUAUCCCCCUUGGCACUUUGCUUAGUGCUUUUGGGCCACUUCACUCCAACGCUGUCGACGUUAUAGUCAAUUUCUCGUCCAGUCCGCGGCCACUGCGGUGUUCAAUGAGUCCGGAGACUGCGCGCACCAGCCACCCGGGUACUGGGUACUCUUUUCGCAUCAUUUGCAGAUGGUGAAGACAAUUCCAUGAUUUUUUUUCCGUAAUUCUGCGUCUCAAAUGAUGAGUUAACGAGCAUUCCCCGAGACCCUCUGAAAAGAUAUGGCCUAGGGACGGAGCUAACAGGGACUCAAGACUACUGAUAAUCAAGGAAAUACCAAUAGCGUUGCGUUGACGGACAGAAAUGACGACGAGGUCGAAGGAGAAAGUUGUCGCGGCGUUCAGGAAGAUCUUCAGAGCGUCCGAGAAGAUCAGCGAUCAGGAGGGUGCCAGCAGCUCGAGCAGUUCACCUUCUAGGAGGAUUCUGAGUCGGCAUCAUCGGCCAGACGCUGUGACACCCUCCGAUGGGAAUCUGCCGGAUAAUCCGGGGACCAGCCACACCGGGAGCUGUUUUUUCAAGUCGAAAAAGAGCGGAAAUUGCUCGCAGCCCCCCAUAAACAUUCCGGAGCGCGGUGUGCGCCUUCGCCGUCUAAUGAAGGAGCUCAGUGAAAUUCAGCGGAGUCAGCACCGUCGGGAGUCGACGUUCACCGCUGAGCUAGUGAACGACAAUCUCUUCGAGUGGCACGUGAGGCUCCACAAGAUCGACCCUGAGAGUGAGCUGGCCGCUGACAUGAGGGAACUCGAUAUCCCCCACAUAUUAUUACACGUCAUCUUCCCCGAGACGUUUCCAUUCGCACCGCCCUUCAUGAGGGUCAUAUCGCCGAGGAUAGAGAAGGGUUUCGUAAUGGAAGGCGGCGCAAUAUGUAUGGAACUGUUGACUCCACGUGGAUGGGCGAGUGCCUACACCAUUGAGGCCGUCAUUACGCAAUUUGCCGCGAGCAUUGUGAAGGGACAGGGACGAGUGGCGAGAAAACCAAAGACGAAUAAAGAAUUCAAUCGUCGUUCAGCGGAGGAGUCCUUCAGAAGUCUCGUAAAAACCCACGAAAAAUAUGGCUGGGUGACUCCACCGCUCGCUGAGGGUUGAUCAGCCUCGAGCAAACUCGAAACGACAAGCAUUAACCGCAGGAUGCGACCAAACAUUGAACUCUUCAGCCAUUGAAAUUCAUCCCUACCUCUAUUUUUUAAUCCAGGAAAAAAAGGAAUUAUAUUGUCGAUUCGUCAUAGAAAAUCCGCUUUUUGCGCGACAAUUUUUAUUGAUAGAAAAAAAGAAAGAUGUUGUUCUAGUUUUUUAUGGCUGCCAAAUUCCUUUGUAUCACAUACGAUGAUUAGAGUAACAUGCGUGAUCAGUAAUUAUAAAUUUUCCAGGAUUUAUCGUCCAAAUUUUUGGAAAGGCACUUUCCCUGUUAUUACAAUUACGUUAGCAGUAAAAAUGUAAAUUUUCAAUCUACUGAAUGAUAAAUAAUUCUAGAAUCCAUAUCAUAUUGGCUUCCAGCUACAAUACAAAAAUGUUUAUAUAAAGAAGCUUAUUUUAAAUUAAAGAUAUAUGGGCUGAACGCGAAAUAAUCGCCUCAUUGUGUGAGAAAAUAACGAUAAUGGUGCAAUGAUUCGUCUUCAAAUGAAAAAAAACCUAGUCAUAAUGUAUUACAAAUAAGUAUUAUACUGUAUGUGCCAAAUAAAUAAUUAUGUCCCAAAAAACGAGAAAAAAAUCGACUUAAUAAAUAUAUUAGAUUCAUUUAUAAACCAUCCCGCGAGGAAUGCUCAAAUAUGCGUACAGUCUUAACUACUA
This is a messenger RNA of Diachasma alloeum, 1862 nucleotides long. Its product is annotated as ubiquitin-conjugating enzyme E2Q-like protein CG4502. The transcript has 4 exons. Bases 381 to 1160 code for a protein of 259 amino acids. The record is from RefSeq and is a predicted model, not a curated record. Lineage: Eukaryota; Metazoa; Arthropoda; Insecta; Hymenoptera; Braconidae.